AUGUUCAAGCUAUCGGAGCUGGUGCGCUGGCUGGGGCUCACCGAGUUCGAGAUCCUGGUCAAUUUGUGCGGCCUGCUGGUCUUCACCAUCACGCUGGCCGUCAAGCUGCAUCUGCAGGCGCGGAUUGGACCCGGGGGCAUUUUACCCGAGCCCAUGGGCGACUGGUUCACCGUCUUCAGCCCCCUGUUCUUCAUCGACAUCUGCAACGCCUACUUCUGCGUCAUCGUGGGCAUUCGCAUGUAUCUGGACUCGAACAACAAGCGCAAGGCCCUGCAUCGGUUCAUGUGGAGCACCUACUUCCUGGUGCUGAUCGCCAUCUUCAAGUACCUGCUCUGCCUGAAGCUGUCCAGCAAGACGGGGCUCGAGUACUCGGAGGUCUUCUCCCCGAUCUUUGUCCUCCUGCAGCUGGUGGCGGUGCGAGCCUGCCAGCUGCCCAACUCCAUAUGAGAGCCUAGACCUAUUGACCUACUAUACAUAUUCAUAGUCCUAAUACGAUACGAUACAUAUAUUCUUUCUGAUCUGAUACGGA
This is a messenger RNA of Drosophila takahashii, 529 nucleotides long. Its product is annotated as transmembrane protein 203. The record is from RefSeq and is a predicted model, not a curated record. Gene Ontology annotation, cellular component: endoplasmic reticulum. NCBI's taxonomy places the organism in Eukaryota, Metazoa, Arthropoda, Insecta, Diptera, Drosophilidae. Gene Ontology annotation, biological process: intracellular calcium ion homeostasis.